Messenger RNA from Cyprinodon tularosa, 6367 nucleotides. Its product is annotated as lactase-phlorizin hydrolase-like. The transcript is spliced from 17 exons. Bases 33 to 5723 code for a protein of 1896 amino acids. Gene Ontology annotation, molecular function: hydrolase activity, hydrolyzing O-glycosyl compounds. Gene Ontology annotation, biological process: carbohydrate metabolic process. Lineage: Eukaryota; Metazoa; Chordata; Actinopteri; Cyprinodontiformes; Cyprinodontidae. The record is from RefSeq and is a predicted model, not a curated record.
GGAAAUCCUCAGUUGAUCCUUUUCAAGCCACAAUGGAGAAGCUGUUGUGGCUUGGGUGUUUAUAUUUUUUGUGCAUCUAUGGAAGUCAAGGUAGGGAGGUGGAAAUAGAGAAUGACUUUGUGCUUCUUGCAGGCCCCCUGGUAAAGCAGGAGCUUAAAGCAUCCAGCAGCGAAGAACAUGUUGCCUUUGACUGCAGUUUUCCCCUACCGACGGGCUCCAAAGAUUAUUUUCAGUACCUCCAGACCAAAGGUGUGACCCACUUUAAAGUCCCGUUGUCAUGGACUCAGCUCCUUCCUACAGGGCUCACCAGCAAACCCCAAAAGGAUGUAGUUAGAUGUUACCACACCCUUCUAGAGCAGCUGUUGGAAUUGGGCCUGCAACCGCUUAUUGUCCUUCAUGGAGCAGAAGUUCCAGACACACUUAAGUCCAGAUAUGGGAGCUGGGAGAGUCAUUCACUGUUAGAGAUGUUUCAACAGUAUGCUGAGUUUGCCAUGAAAGAGUUUGGCCCCUGGGCACAGUCAUGGGUGAUAUUUAGUGACCUGGAUGAAGUUUUGCAUGACGGCCAGACAGCAGAUGGUCACAGUCUCCUGCAAAACAUCCUCCAGCUCAACAAGAAGAUUUACAAGUUUUACCAUCAACACUUCCCUGGCAAUGGGAGACGUUUGUCAGUUGGACUAAAAGCAAGAGAUGAAGCUACACUUUCCCUAGUUAAAAGUUUAACAACUGUUGAUUUCUUAUCAGUGGAACUUGAUUACAGCUGUGCUCUAUCUGAAAAGUUUGCUCUUGAGCUAAAGAACUUACAGACUUUGAGUGGACACCUUCCCAUCCUGAUAUACAAACUGCUUGUUCAUGACUGUUCACAUGAUGAACAAAAACCUCUUGGAGAUUUACUUUAUGUCUUAAGCGGUGAUGGUUUAAAUAUCAUUGGAUGUGACAUGAAGGAUGUGCUAAUCAAUCUUGAAAUGGAAAAUGUCCCUGUCAGAUAUGCAGCACCUUUCAAGACCAUUAAGAAGUUAGAUCACAGUUAUGAGAAGACCAUGCAGAAGCCAGAACCACAAACACCUCAAGAGAGAGAGACUUUGCUUACUAAAGCAUUCCCUACAAGCUUCCAAUGGGCCACAUCAUCAGAAUCUUUCAAGGUUGAAGGCGCAUGGGCUGCAGACGGGAAGGGAGAGACAAUCUGGGAUCGUUUUGGUCAUGAAAACCAGGCCUUUAAUAAUCAUACUGUUGACACUGCAUGUGACAGUUACAGAAAGGUUGAUGUAGAUGUCUACCUCCUGCGAGGUCUUGGAGUCAACACCUACCAAUUUUCCAUCUCCUGGGCCCGUGUUUUCCCUUCCGGUUAUAGAGCCAGCAUGUCAAAUGAAGGGGUUCUCUACUAUAACAAUUUGAUCAAUGCUCUUGUGGAGUCUGGCAUUCGGCCUGUUGCCACUCUCUACCAUUGGGAUCUACCUCAAGCUAUGCAAGACGAGGGUGGAUGGACCAAAGAUUCCAUUGUUGAAGCUUUUAAGGACUAUGCUGACUUCUGCUUCAGCCAAUUUGGAGACAGGGUCAAGGACUGGAACACAUUCAGCAGCCCCUGGGUGGUCAGCCAUGCAGGGUAUGGCACUGGUGAGCAUGCUCCUGGAGUUAAAGACUACGUUACUGCCUCUUAUCAGGUUACUCAUAAUAUACUGAAAUCCCAUGCAGAGGCCUGGCAUGUCUACAAUGAUAAAUACAGAGGAACACAGGGAGGGAAAGUGGGCAUUGCAUUAAACUCAGACUGGGCUCAACCAGGUGACCCCAUGAAACCUGAAGAUGUUACAGCUGCAGAGCGCUACCUUGAGUUUAUGCUAGGCUGGUUUGCCCAUCCCAUAUUCAUAGAUGGGGAUUAUUCUCAAGUUCUUAAAACUCAGAUUGAAAAGAAAAGAAGUGAUUGUGCUGGAUCUGUGCCAGCAGUACUUCCAACUUUUACUGCUGAAGAGAAGGCGAGGAUAAAGGGAACCUCUGACUUUUUCGGUUUAAACCACUACACUUCACGUUUGGUUAGCAGCAGCGUAGGUGGAUGCGUCCCUGGUCCUCAGGGAGUUGGAGACUUCCGGGCAUACGUAGACCCCUCAUGGCCCACUACAGCAUCAGACUGGAUCGUCUCAUUGCCAUCAGGAUUACGAUCACUUUUAGCAUACAUUAAAAAUAAAUAUCUGACAACUCAUAAUGUGCCCAUUUACAUAACUGGGAAUGGCAUGCCAACAGAAUACAGUGGAGACCCACUCAAUGACACGAGUAGAAUAGAUUACUUGAGGGGUUACAUCAAUGAAGCCCUAAAAGCAAUUACAGAAGAUGGAGUGGAUGUACAGCGAUUCACAGUGCAAUCGCUCAUGGAUGGAUUUGAGGGAAAACAAGGGUACAGUGAAAGAUUUGGACUUCUCCAUGUUAACUUUGAAGAUAGUUACAGGCCGAGAUCACCAAAACAAUCAGCAUACUUCUAUGCUCAGAUCAUUGAACAAAAUGGUUUUGUUUCACGUAAAAGAGUUAAUGAAGGCUUUGAGGGCUUGAAAAUAUCACAAGCCCCCCGUCUCCCCCCGCUGCCGCCUUCAGAGGUUCCCUCAGCAUCGAAGAUUGUCUGGGAAAAAUUUACACCACAGAAAAAAUUUGAUAGACAAAUGUAUCACUAUGGAAAUUUCUCAGAAGACUUCUUGUGGGGCGUUUCGUCUUCUGCAUACCAAAUUGAGGGUGGAUGGAAUGUUGAUGGUAAAGGCCCUAGUGUGUGGGAUACAUUUACUCAAAGGCCAGGUAGUGGUAUUCCUGAAGAUGGUGUUGGAAAUAUUGCGUGUGACAGCUACAACAGACUUGAUGAAGACCUAUACAUGCUGCGAGCUAUGAAUGUAAAAUCAUACAGAUUUUCUUUGUCAUGGUCCAGAAUCUUUCCCAAUGGUAGGCGUGCAUCCCUGAACCAGAAGGGUGUUGACUAUUAUAACAGACUUAUUGAUGGCCUCUUGGCUCUUAAAAUCACCCCAAUGGUCACAAUUUAUCACUGGGACCUCCCACAAGCUUUACAAGAUGAGGGUGGAUGGGAGAAAGCGGAGAUGAUUGAUAUCUUUAAUGAUUAUUGUGACUUUUGCUUCGCCACCUUUGGUGAUAGAGUGAAAUUCUGGAUGACAAUGAAUGAUCCUCAAGGGAUUGCAUGGCUAGGAUAUGGGACUGGAAAAAUCCCCCCAAACAUUAGGAAGCCAGGAACAGCCCCAUACCAAGUAGCACACAACCUAAUAAAAGCUCAUGCCACAGCAUACCACACAUACGAUGACAAAUACCGUUCUUCACAAAAGGGAGUAGUAUCAAUUGCCCUCAAUGCAGAAUGGGUUGAACCUAAAGAUAUCACUGUCCCUCGUGAAAUUACUGCUGCUGACCGCGCAAUGCAGUUCCAGGUGGGCUGGUUUGCCCACCCAAUUUUCAAAAAUGGUGACUAUCCAGAAGCCAUGAAAGCUCAAGUUUUAGUGAAAAGCGAACUCCAAGGUCUGUCAGAGUCAAGACUUCCUUCUUUCACAGAGGAGGAGAAGAACUUAAUUAAAGGAACUGCAGACAUGUUUUGUGUUAAUCACUACACCACCAGAAUAGUUACCCAUAUUACAGGUGAUAUUACUACAGCGUCCUAUCAAAAUGACUGGGACUAUUCAGAGGAGGAGAUAACUGAUCAACCAACUACACCAAUUGGAUUCACAAGAGCAGUAUCAUUUGGCAUAAGGAGGCUUCUAAACUGGAUUAAGGAAGAAUAUGGAGAUCCAGAUAUUUAUGUCACUGAAAAUUCAGUCUCCACACCAAGGGAAUGGGCUUGGGAUGAGAUUGACCGAGUCUUUUUUCACAAAACCUACAUUGAUGAGGCUCUUAAAGCCUAUGAACUUGAUGGAGUCAAGGUAAAAGGCUAUGCAACCUAUCUCAUGGAUUCAUUUCAGUUUUUUUAUGGCUACAUCUUUGGGUUUGGGCUGCACCAUGUAGACUUUAAUAAUCCAAACCGACCUAGAUCACCGAAAUUUUCAGCACAUGCUUACUACAACAUUAUGAAGAAUAAUGGUUUUCCACGAACUGAAGAUGAAACAAUGCUAUAUGGACAGUUCAAGGAGGGUAUGUUUUGGAGUAGUGCAACAGCAUCAUACCAGAUUGAAGGGGCAUGGAGAGAAGAUGGAAAAGGUCUCAGCAUUUGGGACAAAUUUACACACACUCCUGGAAAAAUAUCACAGCAUGACACUGGAGACUUUGCAUGUAACAGUUACAAUAAGCUGGAUGAUGACAUUGCAGCACUGAAGAAACUCCAGGUGUCUCACUAUCGAUUCUCUAUAUCCUGGCCGAGGGUGCUGCCUGAUGGUACUACCAAAUAUAUCAAUCAGGCUGGCCUUGAUUACUAUAAUAAAGUGGUGGAUGCCCUCAUUGCUGCAAAUAUUCAGCCUCAAGUCACUUUGUACCACUGGGAUCUCCCACAAGCUCUACAGGAUGUUGGAGGCUGGGAAAAUGAGACUAUCAUUGAGAGAUUCAAAGAAUACGCAGAUGUCAUGUUUAAGAAUCUUGGUCCAAAAGUGAAACUUUGGAUCACUUUCAAUGAGCCGUUCAUAAUAACAGUUUUAGGCCAUGUCCAAGGAGCACAUGCCCCAGGUUUUAGUGACCGACCAGAUACUCUGCCAUACAUUGUAAGUCAUAAUAUCAUUAAGUCGCAUGCGGAGGCAUGGCAUGUGUACAAUGACAAAUAUCGAGCCUCACAAAAUGGAAAGGUCGCCAUCACUGUAAACUCAGACUGGGCAGAGCCCAGGAAUCCCUACAAGCAAGAGGACUAUGAGGCUGCACGAAGUGUGGUUGAGUUUUAUCUUGGCUGGUAUGUCCAUCCCAUCUUUAAUGGUGACUACAGCCCGCAUGUGAAGAGAUCUGUCCUAGAACAAAGUCUUGCAGGAGGUUUGACAAAAUCCAGGCUGCCUGAGUUUACUCCUGAGGAAAUUAAAAGAAUUAAUGGCACUUAUGAUUACUUUGGAUUAAACCAUUACUGCAGUGUGUUGGCAUUCCCUGUCGACUUUGGAACAACUCAGCACUAUGAGGCAGACAGGGGUGUGGUUGUUAUUAGUGAUCGUACCUGGAUAGAAUCCGGUUCCAGUUGGCUCAAGAUGACACCAUUUGGCCUCCGCAGAUUGCUUAGAUUUAUUAAGGAGGAGUACAGAAAUCCUCCCAUAGUCAUUACAGAGAAUGGCGUCUCAGAAAAUGGGCCAGUUGAUCUAAAUGACGUUCACAGGAAAUACUAUUAUGAACAGUAUAUCAACCAGGUGCUAAAAGCUUAUUUGCUUGAUGGUGUGAAUAUCAUUGGCUACACUGCUUGGUCACUGCUGGAUAACCUGGAAUGGGCGGUUGGCUAUACAGAGAGAUUUGGACUUUUCUACGUCAAUCGUUCAGACCCUGAUUUUACUCGAACUCCCAAAGCUUCUGUGUCCUAUUACUCUUCGAUCAUCAGAUGCAAUGGAUUUCCUAACCCAGCAGAUGGACCGCAUGAGUGUUGGAACCCUAAUGCUGAGCCAACAACUGGGCCAACGACUGAGCCACCAGUAACAAAAGAGCCCAUCGAUAAUUUGAACUUCCUGGGGUUGAAGCUUUCUGCCAAAGAAGCUGAGACUGGUUUUAAUGUGACAUUUGCUUUGCUCAUCGUGGCAGUGACUGCUGUCAUUUGUUUGUCCAUUGGCAUCUUCUUAGCUUUAAGAAAGUCCAGAAAAUAGGAUUUCUAAUUAUACCUUCAACAUCUUAAAUGCAGAUAUUUGAGCAUCUGAAUAUUUCUCAACUCAAGAUUUACAUUUAAGAAUCUAAAUCCUGCAUUGAAUACCACCUCCACAAACAAGUUAAAAGCUAACUAAUAUGUUAUAGUAAUAUACCUGAAAGAAUAAAUUGUGUUUAUGUAACCAGAAAUGUUUUUAUUUAGUGGGUGGUUUCUUGGUAUGAGGUUCUCCCUUUGAGAGGCUGAAAGAGGAACCUAUUUUUUUUUUUUUUUGCGCUACUGCUUGUAAUGUUUGAAUAUUGUUUGUGCUUCUCUGUUGUACCAUAUGUUCAUAAAAAAAAAACAACCAAAAAACCAAAACAUGUUGACAAUUACAGUUAAAAUCCUGACAUAUUUUCUUAAAGAUCAAAUUGAAUCUUUAAAAAAAAACUGGUUUUACUAAUAAUGAUUACAAAGUGUCAUCUGUGGAAUGAGAUAUCUAAUGGAACAACACUGUAUAUGUUUAAUUUCCUAAAAUUACUUAUUUUUAAUUCUGUAAUUUUUAAGAACCCUUGUUGAAAGUCCUUGAUUGACAUAAAGAGUCAACUGAUAACUGGUCUGUAUUAUUGUCCUUGGAGAGUUGUAUUCAAUAAAGGUUAUUAUAAGUGA